Molecule: messenger RNA, 3684 nt
Organism: Catharus ustulatus (Swainson's thrush)
Lineage: Eukaryota; Metazoa; Chordata; Aves; Passeriformes; Turdidae
Gene: SMCR8
Product: SMCR8-C9orf72 complex subunit
Exons: 2
Coding region: 76-2865 (929 amino acids)
Cellular component (GO): guanyl-nucleotide exchange factor complex
Molecular function (GO): GTPase activator activity
Source: RefSeq, a predicted model, not a curated record
UCCCGCGGGGCCCGGCGGUGGCGGGGGGACCGGGGGCGCGUCGCUGCUCCAUGUCGGUCCCGUCCUGCGGGAAAUAUGAUCAGCGCCCCUGAUGUGGUGGCCUUCACCAGGGAGGAGGAGCUGGAGGAUGAUCUGUACCGCGAGCCUCCCCUGCCCGAGGAGUACUCGGUGCCGCUGUUCCCCUUCGCCGGCCAGGGCGCCAACCCCUGGGCCAAGGUCGCUGGCUCCAAGUUCACCCGGGACUUCAUCCUCAUCUCCGAGUUCUCGGAGCAAGUGGGGCCCCAGCCCCUCCUGACCAUCCCCGAUGACGCCAAAGUGUCGGGCACCUUCGAUCUCAAUUAUUUUUCCCUGCGGAUCAUGUCUGUGGAUUACCAGGCAUCCUUCGUGGGGCACCCUCCCGGCUCUGCCUACCCGAAGCUGAACUUUGUGGAGGACUCCAAGGUGGUGCUGGGGGACUCCAAGGAAGGAGCCUUUGCCUACGUGCACCACUUGACCCUGUAUGACCUGGAAGCCAGGGGCUUUGUGAGGCCCUUCUGCAUGGCCUAUAUUUCUGCUGACGAGCACAAAAUCAUGCAGCAGUUUCAGGAACUCUCCACCGAGUUCUCCAAAGCCUCCGAAUGCCUGAAGACGGGGAACCGGAAAGCUUUUGCCAACGAGCUGGAAAAGAAACUGAAAGAUCUUGACUACACCAGGACCGUCCUGCACAACGAGACUGAGCAACAGAAGAAAGCCAACGACAAGGGGUAUUACACAACCCAGGCUAUUGAGAAGGCCAACGAGCUGGCCAGUGUGGAAAAGUCAAUCAUCGAGCACCAAGACCUGCUGAGGCAAAUCCGGUCGUAUCCCUACAGGAAGCUGAAGGACUCUGAAUUCCAUCCCUACGAGCCAGAGUGUGCCCUGGAGCGGGCUGACGUGGGCAGCGAUCAGGACCCGACUGCCUCUGAGCCUGGAGAAACUCAUCUUUACACCCACGUGCCAUCCUACACCCCCAAACUCAUCAAGGCCAAGUCUGCCAAGUGCUUUGACAAGAAGCUGAAGACACUGGAGGAACUCUGUGAUGUUUAUUUUUUCACCCAGACCCUUGACCAGUUGCACCAUAUUGAGAGGACUUUUCGAGGUGAUGUGUGUUACCUCCUGACAGAGCAGAUCAGCCGGGCUCUCCUAAAGCAACAGAGUGUCACCAACUUCCUCUUUGAGGAUGUGUCUUUUCUGGAUGAAAAACCUCCUGAGAAACAGUACAGAGGCUGCCAGGAGCUCGGCCAAGGUCCCGUAGAUGAAAAGUGUUCAGAAGAAUCCUUUGCUCCUACAGUUGUCAUCAGCCUGGGCUCAUACAAGUCCAGUGUGGAGUGUGUGCCCAUCAAGAUGGAGCAGGAAAUGGAGGACUCUGAAGAACCCAAGAUGUCUGAGUCAGUAAUGUCUGAGCACCAGGAGAACCUGGACUACCUGGACGCAGAUAUCAAAGGCAGCAUCAGCAGCGGGGAGAGCAUCGAGGUGCUGGGAACGGAGAAGUCAGGAACUGGACUGACAAAAUCAGAGAGCCAGGCCAGCCUGCCCGUUAUCCCCAGCCCCCAGGCGGGCCGCAGCAAGGUGGGCAGCCGGCGCACGGUCAGCGAGGACAGCAUCGAGGUGCUCAGCACGUGUCCCUCCGAGUCCCUCAUCCCCGAGGAUUUCAAAGCGAGCUACCCAAGUGCCAUUAACGAGGAGCCCUACGUGGAUGACGACGAGGGAGGCCUUCGCUUCACCCCCAGACUGAACCCCGCCGUCGAUGACGGGCAGGACGACAUCUCAAAGCAGGAAAGCUUAGUGCAGGUGGAUGCUGCCUGUUGUAUCGGGAAGGAGAGCCCCAACUUCCUGGAGCCCUUGGCCGAGCUGGCGCAGAAGCCGUGCGAGGAGGACGGCGUGGUGCGGAUCCCCCCGCAGCCGUACCGGCCGGCAGAGCCGGGGCUGCGCGGGGGCUUCCCCUCCCACGACGGCCUCUCAGGGGGGCUCCUGCCCUACGAGCUCGACUCACGCUACCUGACAGGCAGCAGGGAGGUGAGUAAGAGCAGCCUGGACGAGUGCUCGGACUCCACCAGCUACAUCAGCAGCGCUGCCUCCACGUGCUCCGACAGGACCCCCUCUCCCGCCCACCUGGGCUGCGCGGCCGGGGAGAGGCACAGGAAGAGGGCAGGGCAGAACGCGCUGCGCUUCAUCCGCCAGUACCCCUUUGCCCACCCCGCCAUCUACUCCCUGCUCAGCGGGAGGACCCUGGUCGUGCUGGGGGAGGAUGAGGCCAUGGUCAAGAAGCUCGUGACGGCGCUCUCCAUCUUCGUGCCCAACUGCGGCGUGCACGCCAAGCCCGUGAAGCACUGGGUCACCUCCGCUCUGCACUUGGUGGAUUUCCAGAAGUGGAAGUUGAUUGGACUCCAGAGGGCAGCGUCCCCUGCCGGGGUGAACGUGCUGCACGCCCUGAGCCGCUACAGCCGCUACCUGAGCAUCCUGGACGCCGACAGCAAGACCCUGCGCUGUCCCCUCUACAAGGGCACCGUGGUGGCCCGGCUGGCCGACCACCGCACGCAGAUCAAGCGUGGCAGCACCUACUACAUGCACGUCCAAAGCAUCCUCACCCAGCUGUGCUCUAAAGCCUUCCUCUUCACCUUCUGCCAUCAUUUGCACCUUCCCAUCAGCGAAAGGGAACCGGAGGAAUCCGUCGUGAAUCGCAGGAUGAACUUCCUAAAGCUUCAGCUGGGCCUUGCUAAUGAAGAUGUCAAAAUCGUGCAGUACUUGGCUGAGCUGCUGAAGCUGCACUACAUUCAGGAACCGGGGCAGGAGGGGAACCCCCUGCUCAGAUUUGACUAUGUUCCCAGCUUUUUGUACAAAAUCUAGCCUUGCACAGGCUGUGUGCUCGGGGUCUGACAGAGCUCAUCCGUGCUUGACAUUGCCGCUGUCUGCAGUAGCUCUCACACGCUGGGGAGGGGCUGAGGUGUUGGUGUCUCUGCUCUGCAGAAAUCCAGGUCUGCAGGAGCAGAUUUCUGGCUGUUCCCUCUAGCCAAAAGUGUAGAUGUUCCAUCACAUAAACCAUCGUUGAAGUGGGUCAUGGCAGCAUCCCAGAGGGGUCAUGGCAUGAGGGGAGGUGGGGUCAGUACUCAGGGGUCAGUACUGACAAGUGUGCAGCCCCCCAUAGAGCACAGUGUCCUGCACGCUCCUGCCAGAACCCUGAGCACUGGCAGUCCCUUCCACAGAGCCAGGGCUGUGACUGGAGGUGUAAAGGCCAUGUGAAGUUUUGUGUCCACUGAUGUGUCUGUCCUGUGAGUGUAGCUCAGAGCCCCCUGGCAGGGCAGCAGUUCACAGGUCUGUGCACAGCCACAGUGCUUGGCGUCCCUUCCUGCACUUCCUGAGUUUCUGGGCACUUCCCAGGUUGUUCCUGGGUGAGUGGGAGCACAGCAGAGGCACACAUGCUUCUCUCCAGAAGGGGUUUCCCAGUUUCUCCCAGCUUUGUUCACUCCAGGAAGGUGGAAGCACUCCCUAAGGCUGCGAGCCCGAGGCGCCGGCCGCUGUGAAUGUAGAGCACUGUGCCUUGUUCAUCUGUCAUGUCCCAUUUGCUGGGCAAGCUGAGCAGGCUGGAGGGAGACUGGGAAUCCUCAGAGUGUGUGAGGUGGCUUUUUAAAGACAGAAGGGAACUGAAGGAGGGUGAGGGCUCUCUUU